UUCAUCCUACCUCCCAGGGCAAAGGCUGGAUACAAAGGAAGGUCCCAGUGUGCCUCACGUGUGGAGACCAAGUUCUCAGGAUCCUUCAUAACAUACUGCACUCCUCAGGAGCCUGGGCUGGGGGUGAGAGGCUGGGGGCUGUGGGGACACUGGUGAGAAGCACGGCACAGACAAGACCACCGUCAGAGCAGAAGCAGGGGAGAGGGAUACUCCUUUCAGCUCACUGUGAUGUGACUAGCUUGCCUCCUUGGUGGCAGGACGGGUCCAGAAUUUCACAGUGGAAACACCACCUGGACACAGGACACACCCCUCAGAGGGAUCCUUUAAGCCUGGAAGCUGAGUCAUGCCAGAGUUGCCUGGCACCUGAUACAAUAUACACCCUUUGCCCAACGACACUGGCAGGAAACAGCAGGGCCUCAUGCAAUACUCUGGCAGAGUCUGUAAAUACCAGCACUUUGAGGAGGAGAAAGGAGUGUGGACAAGAGUCUGAAGAUUGGGCCUAUAGGGAAGAGCCAGCCCAGCCUACAGCGCUGUCCCAGGACAGAGGUUCUUGGUACCUCCCGGUGCUCAGAGCAGACCCUAAAGGAAGCCAAGUCCUUCCUGAGACAGGCAGAUCCAGGAUGGGGAACCCAGGGGAUCGAGUGUCACUGGGGGAGACCUGGAGCAGGGAAGUGCACCCUGACAUAGACAGUGAAAGGCACUCCCCGUCCUUCAGUGUGGAGCGGCUCACCAACAUCCUUGAUGGAGGCAUCCCAAACACUGAGCUGCGGAGAAGAGUUGAAAGCCUCAUCCAACGUGACCCAGUGUUUAAUUUGAAGCAUCUUUACUUCAUGACCCGAGAUGAGCUAUAUGAGGAUGCAGUUCAAAAGAGAUUCCAUCUUGAGAAGCUAGCCUGGAGCCUGGGCUGGUCAGAAGACGGUCCUGAACGCAUUUAUGCUGACAGAGUCCUUGCUGGAUAUAACAACUUAAACUUACAUGGUAUUGCCAUGAAUGCUAUCAGAAGCCUGGGCUCAGAUGAGCAGAUUGCUAAAUGGGGCCAACUCGGCAAAAACUUCCAAAUCAUCACAACAUAUGCCCAGACAGAGCUGGGACAUGGGACAUACCUGCAGGGCCUGGAGACCGAAGCAACCUAUGAUGCAACCACCCAGGAGUUUGUGAUACACAGCCCUACAAUGACUUCCAUCAAGUGGUGGCCUGGGGACUUGGGACGGACAGUCACCCAUGCUGUGGUCCUAGCCCAUUUGAUCUGCUUAGGAGCCCGGCAUGGCAUGCAUGCCUUCAUUGUGCCCAUCCGGAGCCUAGAGGACCACACCCCACUGCCAGGAAUAACAGUUGGGGACAUAGGCCCCAAGAUGGGCUUCGAAAACAUAGACAAUGGCUUCCUGCGACUGAACCACGUGAGGGUUCCCAGAGAGAACAUGCUCAGUCGCUUUGCAGAGGUCUUGCCAGAUGGCACCUACCAGAGGCUUGGGACACCACAGAGCAAUUAUCUUGGCAUGUUGGUGACACGGGUGCAGCUGCUGUAUAAAGGAUUCCUACCCACCCUCCAGAAGGCUUGCACCAUUGCUGUGCGCUACGCAGUAAUCCGCCACCAGUCUCGUCUUCGGCCUAGUGACCCAGAGGCAAAAAUCCUGGAAUACCAGACACAGCAGCAGAAACUCCUGCCUCAGCUUGCUGUGAGCUAUGCCUUGCAUUUCAUGACCACCAGCCUCUUACAAUUCUUCCACAGCUCCUACAGUGAUAUUCUGAAGAGAGACUUCAGCCUCCUGCCUGAGCUCCAUGCACUGAGCACUGGCAUGAAGGCCAUGUCUUCAGACUUCUGUGCCCAGGGAACAGAGAUCUGCCGCAGGGCCUGCGGGGGUCAUGGCUACUCAAAGCUGAGCGGCCUACCGACACUGGUCACUCAAGCGAUAGCCUCUUGCACGUAUGAGGGUGAGAAUACGGUGCUCUACCUGCAAGUGGCCAGGUUUCUGAUGAAGAGCUACCUGCAGGCUCAAGUGUCCCCAGGAUCCAUACCACAGAAGCCUCUCCCUCAGUCCGUCAUGUAUCUCGCCACACCAAGACCAGCCAGGUGCCCAGCCCAGACAGCAGCUGACUUCCGCUGCCCAGAAGUCUAUACCACAGCCUGGGCAUAUGUGUCUGCCAGGCUCAUAAGAGAUGCAACACAGCAUACACAGACCCUCAUGAGAUCCGGGGUUGACCAGUACGAUGCUUGGAACCAGACUUCUGUCAUACACCUUCAGGCUGCUAAGGCUCACUGCUACUUCCUCACUGUGAGGAAUUUCAAGGAAGCUGUGGAGAAACUAGACAACGAACCAGAGAUUCAGCGUGUGCUUCAGAACCUCUGUGACCUCUAUGCCUUAAACGGUAUUCUGACUAACUCAGGGGACUUUCUGCAUGAUGGCUUCCUGUCUGGGGCCCAAGUGGACAUGGCAAGAACAGCCUUCCUAGACCUGCUUCCCUUGAUCCGGAGAACCCUGCCUAUAAGAAGUAUAUUAGACCACUGAUGCAAAGCUGGAAACCCAAGCUGUGAAAAGCCAAAGGAUUCAGGACCAAGCAGCACCAUGGCCUUCCUAUGGCACAUAUGCAUAUAAAGAAUUUAAAGCACGGGGUGGCGUGCGGCUUGUUCAGAUCAGCGAGUAAACUGGUACAUGAAAGGAUGUUCAUCAUAUUAUUCUGCUACUGAGUACAUCUGAAACUUUCCCUUGUCUGUUUGUAGUACGUAUUUGGCUAAAUGCUAGAAUUUUGCUUUAAAUACAGCAAAAGCUAAUAAACUUGUUAGUAACUA
Molecule: messenger RNA, 2788 nt
Organism: Mus musculus (house mouse)
Lineage: Eukaryota; Metazoa; Chordata; Mammalia; Rodentia; Muridae
Gene: Acox2
Product: acyl-Coenzyme A oxidase 2, branched chain
Exons: 14
Coding region: 621-2507 (628 amino acids)
Biological process (GO): bile acid biosynthetic process; fatty acid beta-oxidation using acyl-CoA oxidase; fatty acid beta-oxidation
Cellular component (GO): peroxisome
Molecular function (GO): long-chain fatty acyl-CoA oxidase activity; oxidoreductase activity, acting on the CH-CH group of donors; acyl-CoA oxidase activity
Source: RefSeq, a predicted model, not a curated record